Messenger RNA from Dictyostelium discoideum AX4, 1914 nucleotides. Its product is annotated as amidase family protein. Gene Ontology annotation, molecular function: catalytic activity. Bases 1 to 1914 code for a protein of 637 amino acids. Lineage: Eukaryota; Evosea; Eumycetozoa; Dictyosteliales; Dictyosteliaceae. The record is from RefSeq and is a predicted model, not a curated record. The transcript has 4 exons.
AUGACAUCUUCUUCAUUAAGUAAAAGUAGUAGUACAAGUAGUACAAGUAGCAAGAAUGAAGAAAAAGGUGAAAAGAAAAUUUAUGAUUUAAUAUCAUUAGAAGUUCCAAGAUUACAAGGACUUUUAUUAAGAUCAACUUUAUUUUUAUGCGAAAACCAUUAUUUAAAGAAUUCAUUUUUAUCGUCAUUAUAUACAAAAAAUAAAAUGCCAUUAAUUUCACAAUUUAAUUUAAAUUUAUCACCAACCUUUUAUCCAAUUGUUGAUAUUUCAAAUCAUCAACAACAACAACAAAAUAAAUCUGAAUUUACAUUUAAAAAAUAUUUAGCAACUGAUAUGUUGCAUGAUAAAGAUUUAAUUAAAUAUCUUCAAAGUAAAAAUUUAGAAAUAAAUAGUCAAUCAUCAUCAUCAUCAUCAUCAAAUAAUCAAUCAUUAAUUAAUAAUAUACCAGAGAAUUCAAUUAUAAAUUAUUAUAAUUUAUAUAUGACUGGAAAGAUAACACCAAAUGAAAUUGCAAAUUUUUUUAUUGAAUGUAAAAAUCACUCUGAUGAACAAUCACCACCAUUGAAAGCAUUUAUAAAGAUAUUGGAGGAUGAUAUUAAAUCUCAAGCAAUGGCAAGUGCUGAACGUUGGAAAUCCGGUUCACCUUUGUCAUUGAUUGAUGGUGUACCAAUCUCAUUAAAAGAUGAAAUAGACCAAAUUGGAUAUCAUACCACUUGUGGUACAACCUUUUUGGAGAAAGUAUUUCCAAAUGUUAAAACUGAAGAUUCUGGUGUAGCCAAAAUGUUACGUCAACAAGGUGCAAUUUUAGUUGGAAAGAAUAAUAUGCACGAAAUUGGUAUCUCAACACUUGGUUAUAAUACUCAUUUUGGGUUCACUAGAAAUCCAUAUAAUCUCAAUCAUUAUCCAGGUGGUAGUUCUUCAGGAAGUGCUUCUUCAGUAUCGGCUGGUUUAAAUCCAUUAAGUAUUGGUUGUGAUGGUGGUGGUUCAAUUAGAGUACCUGCUUCAUUAUGUGGUGUCGUUGGUUUAAAACCAACUUUUGCAAGAGUUUCUCAUGGUGGUAUUUUUGAUUUAUGUUGGUCAGUUGGUCAUGUUGGUCCAAUUGGUUCGUCAGUAAUUGAUACUGCAAUUGGUUAUGCUUGUAUUGCUGGUUCUGACUCUGCCGAUCAUCAAUCUGUUUUAGCUGAACAAUAUGGCGGUAAACCAACCGUUCCAAUGUUUACUGAAAUUCCAUUAAUUCAACCAUUAAAAGGUUUAAAAAUUGGUGUUUUUUAUGAUUGGAUUAAUGAUUGUAAUAUAGAAUUUAAAGAUUCAACUUAUAAAUGUAUUGAAAUUUUAAAAGAACAAGGAGCUGAAAUUAUAGAAAUAGAAAUUUCAAAUUUAUUAGUAACUAGAUUAUCACAAGGCGCAAUUAUUUUAUCAGAAAUGAAUUCAUCUAUGAAAAGAUUUAAAAAUUAUAGUAAUGAAUUACAAUAUGAUAGUAGAAUUUCAUUAUCAAUUGGUAAUAUAUUACCAACUUCAGAUUAUCUUCAAGCAAAUAAAGUUAGAACUUUUUGUAUUGAACAAUUUACUGAAAUUUUUAAAGGAGUUGAUUUAAUUGUAACACCAACUAAUGCAAUAGCUGCACCUGAAAUUGAAAAAAGUGUUUUGUCUAUGGGAGAAUCAAAUUUUGGAUCAGUAGGUGAAUUAAUGAAAUAUGUUUUUAUUGGAAAUAUUACUGGUAUCCCUGGCAUAACUGUUCCAGUGGGUCUAACAAAAGAUAAAAACUUACCAAUUGGUUUUCAAAUUAUGGCAAAGUGGUGGCAAGAAGAUUUACUUUUAUACACUUCUUAUGUUUUAGAAAAAAAUAUUGACUUUAAAGGAAAACCACAAUAUUAUAAUUGUCCUUUAACAAAUUGCACAAACCCAAAUAACUAA